Amoebophrya sp. A120 is the source of this 3423-nucleotide messenger RNA. NCBI's taxonomy places the organism in Eukaryota, Dinophyceae, Syndiniales, Amoebophryaceae. The record is from the annotation of a GenBank genome assembly.
ACAGAAACGCCACCGAAAAUGGAAGUGUGCUGCAGCCUCCGCGUUACAUUACCACGGUUGUCGACUCCCACGCUCAGCUGGGGUGGAGGCAACCCGGUGGUGUGACUAGCUGCGUACAGACCGAUGUGAGCAACCGUAGCAUUGUCGCGAGGAGGAGGGAACAGCAGUCCGGAGCUCGGUGGAUUCGCAAUGCGAGAAGCCGGAAGAAGGGGUCUGACCGCACCCUACAGAACACGAAUUGGAACCGCGAUGAGAUGAUGACGACGAGCCUGGAUCAACGCCAUUUCCGAUCUGAAGUUGUCAUUAGAUGCAUUGCAGUUUUAUGUUUGUGCCUAUGUAUAUAAAAAAAAAAAAAAAAUUGGCACGGAUUUAGAUGCUGUUUAGCCCUUUGAUAAUUUGUCAUGCGAAGCAGCUUGAUCGUCUUGCGGCUCAUGGUCAUUUUGCAUGGCAAGUCAUGUAACGGCUGAGAGUGGAACGCUUGAGAAUCCCAUAGCGUUGUUGCGCUCCCUCGGAACGAAGCGUGCGCCGGCGCCAUCGGUGAAGAAAACGAUCGAGGACGCGCUGGCGUUGACAUCUUUUUUUUCUCCAGCUAAUUCUAGUUUUCCAACACAGAGGACUUCUUCGUCGUCGUCCGUUUCUGCAGCUGCAAAGAACUUAUCCAGGCAGCGGUGGGAGAAAGUGCAACGCUUGUUGGCGAAAAACCCUGAAGAACUGUUCGCAAAGAUCUUGGACAAAACCACAAAUGACCUGGUGAAGGAUUGUGCGGCCGACGAUGAAUUCGCUGCUGGUGCGGGGAAUUUUUCACCGAGGAAGCAGCUGCAAGUAGAAGAACAUCUUCAGUUGUGCACCAGGACGACCAGCUACUCGUCUUCACCGAGGAAAAGGAACUCAAAAACUGCAGGAGCAGGAGACGUCAUUAGAAACGCUAACGCCGACCAAAUUUCUGAUUCACCAGUUGUUCUACUUCCGCCCCAACAACAAGAUCCAGCGAAGUCACAGCUCAUCUGCGAAGUCACCUGGUUGGCGGACUGGGCGAAAGCCGUUGUCGAGCUUCGGAAGCUGCUGCGCCACAGCUUACCGAGGGUGCGGGAACAGAUCGCGAAGUUUGCGCUGGAGGAGGCGGAAAAACAAAAAAACCUGGAACAUGCGGAGGCAAUUGCUGUCACCGCAGAGGAAGCCCGUUCGCGGGUUCUGCUCAAGCUUUUCGAAUUGCAGAAACGAGAACAGGAGGCAAAAGCAGCGGCAAGGUUGGCCUGCCGGAUUGACAAAGUCAUGUCGCGGCGAACGAGGGAUUUGCCGGAAGAAUCAGAGAAACGCUGGAAGAAAGUGGAUCAAUUUCCUGCAUCAAAUCCUGCUGGUGAACAAGUCGGUCCGGACACCUCCACGAGCAUUCCAAAACCAGCAUCUGCUGAGCCGGUAGCUGCGCCAUUCUUGCGGCAGAAAUCAGAGUUUUCUACCACACGCGGACCGCAACAUCCAGUACAACAGAAAUUCGCUUCGGUUUUCUUGUCAAAGCUUCGCGAGGCCCAGCAGCGAGCGGAAAAGGAGAACUUGAGCAAGAAAAAAGGACUCAUAAUGGGCGCCGUUUCAUCAUCUGAUGGGGAGUUGCGUGGAACUACAUCAAUCGAAGCGACAGCAACAGGGUCUUCUUCUUCUUCAAAGCAUUUCUACGUCGGGGGUGAGCACCACGCUGAAGAAUCCGGGCUGCUGCACCGAAACAAGAUCCAAGCUGGUUCGAUCAAACACUACCUCGACAAGAACACAUCGGUGAUUCGACUAGCUGAAGCGGCUCGGGUCCGCGUGACUCUUCCCGCUGAUGCGAUGUUGAGCGCCGAGAGUCUGCUCCGGGAAGAGCAGAUGAACGAAAGUAAAGCUGACACUGUAUUUUUAGUAGAUCCUGCUCGACGCCAACAAGAAAGCGUGGAAGCGUCAAACAGGCCAGAGGGGGACCCCUGUGACGACACGACCUUGGAAGCCGCUUGUGCGCCUCUGUUGCAGGAAGCUUGUGGUGGUAUAGCUACUACUGUACAACAACCACAAGAACUCCCCCCUGCAAUCUGGAUUGGUCUUGUGAACGAGGGUGGCCGUUCUGGAAAGACCGACGAUCAUGAGUCCACCACGUUAUUAACAACUCCACAUGAUUCAUCUACUAGUGCACCAGUAGCCGAACCUCCAGAUGCCGAGUUGCAAACGCAGCUCCUUCGGGUUUUCACUCGCAGACUUCUGCACAAGUUCCCAAAGCUCCAUGAGUCCAGAUUUCGCUACGUCGUCGACAAGAAAGAUGUUGACCAAGAUGUUGGUGUAAAACUAUCGGCGCCAGUGAUAGGAAACAAUAAUAACAGGUCGUGUGUACCAGCCCCACGAGACCCGUUGCAGCAAGACGACGAACUACAGCUCCCUAAAGCCGUCAGCCUCGAUAUCUAUCAGGAGUUCCUCCCCCCCGUCUAUUUCGACCCCGAAGACGCGAAAACCAGCACGGACUUGCCGGUUAUGUUGCUGGCGAUUGGUGUCUGCGACUGCAUUUUGCAGAAGAUGAGAAAAAUGCAAGAAGAGCAAGAAGGUCAUGAGUCAGUGCCCAAGGCGGGGACUACAAACGCAAAACAUAAUAUUAAUGGUCGAAAUUUACAUCCUCUUUGUCCGCCGUCUUCCAGUUCGGAGGCGACGCCAACCUGGACGUUGAUAGUGGAAGGCCACGCGGACGAGGGCAUUUCUUCCGAAGAGUUGCAAACCAGUCUCUCCUGGGAUCGGGCGGUGUUCGUCGCGAGCUUUCUGCGGGUGGCGGUCAGGAAAGUCGAAACCGCGAUAGCAGGCGAAGAUCCGAAACUGCUGGAAACAUUGCGCGAUCGCGUUUGUGGGCUACUAGAGCAAACGAAAGUCGAUCCUCGUGGACCCUCGGCCAAGAAGUCCAGCAGCGAACCAAAAACAAAAUCUCCGAGGAGUCCUCGCAGGAGAAAUCACAGCGCAGGCAAACGCAAACAGAGCGCUAUCGAAGACGAUCGAUAUGAUUUGCGACACUCGGAAGUUAAGCUAGAAGAAUUCUUCGAGGAGGAUGAAAAUGAAGACGAACAAAGGGGAACAAACGUGAAUAAGGUGAAACACGACCACAUUACUUCUCAUCCGAGCUGCAAAACAUCUGCUUCUCCGCUUGUGAAGUUGAAGGUGCAGUGUUUUGGCCGAGGCACGAAAAACCGCAUCUCGCACGUUUUUGGCGAGAGUUGGAAAAACCGCCGCUGCAAUGUUUACCUGAAGGAGGACGUCGGAUGAUGAUUAUCUUCUGAACGCGAAGAUACGGAUAAAACACGCCAUCAAAUUCAGCUUUUGAGCAGAUCCGCAACGAGAAGCAUCACAUCAGCAUCGCAUCAGCUGAUCCAAAUGAAGCUGCGAUGUAGAUCCUGCUUUCACAUCCAGUGAUUGCAGAAGAAC